CUUCGUCCUCCCCCUUCGACCUCACAUUUCCUUCGUAUAGUAAAACACAAAAACAGUUUAAUCCGUUAACCCAGAAAUGAACGCUUUUCCUUCCCCAUCAUCUUCAUCUUCUUCUAACUUCAAUCUCUUCACUCAGCCCAAGCACAACAACUACUACCACGUCAAGUUCGGCAUCAAAAUUCCAGUUUUGCCCUCUCCGCCAUGUUGCUCUCUCAGAGACUCUUCCUCAUCCACCACUACUGUCCUGGACAAAAAUGCCAUUUCCUCCCAACAGAGUCCCAGUUCCAAUGUAGUUUUGCCGAAAGACGCCAACUAUGAGGGAGGGCUCGUGGUUCGCCGGCCGGUGAUGGAGGUUUCCGGCGAUGAGGAGGAGGACGGAGGGAAGGACGCGACCGAUGACGAUGAAGCGAAUGGUUCUGCUUCUGCGAUCGAUGCCGGACUCACGAAGUUCGCGAAGAAGAUGCCCAUGUUUGAGCCCGAAAGGGUGGAAUCGAAUCCCAAAGAGAAGCCGCUAACUGUGAACUUGGACUUGGCACUGUACAGGGCCAAGGUCUUGGCUAGAAAAUUUCUCUAUGAAGAAGCAGAAGCUAUACUUCAGAAGUGUAUAUACUGUUGGCCGGAAGAUGGUCGAGCUUAUGUGGCACUUGGGAAAAUUUUGAGCAAGCAAUCAAAGACAGGUAAAGCGAGAGAGGUGUACGAGAAGGGUUGCCAGGCUACUCAGGGUGAAAAUGCUUACAUUUGGCAGUGUUGGGCUGUUCUAGAAAAUAAAAUGGGAAAUAUGAGGAGGGCAAGAGAGUUAUUCGACGCUGCCACGGUUGCUGAUAAGAAGCAUGUUGCUGCUUGGCACGGAUGGGCAGUUCUAGAGUUAAAGCAGGGAAAUAUAAAGAAGGCAAGGAGUUUGUUAGUGAAAGGUCUUAAAUAUUGUGGAGAGAAUGAGUAUAUUUACCAAACACUGGCAUUGCUUGAAGUUAAAGCAAAUCGGUAUCAGCAAGCUCGAUAUUUAUUCAGUCAGGCCACGAAAUGUAAUCCUAACAGCUGCGCUAGUUGGCUUGCUUGGGCACAAAUGGAGGUGGAACAGGAAAACUACCGUGCUGCUAGGAAAUUGUUUGAGAAAGCAGUACAGGCAAGUCCUAAAAAUAGGUUUGCUUGGCAUGUGUGGGGCAUCUUUGAAUCUAAAAUGGGCAACAUUGACAAGGGAAGAAAACUUCUAAAGAUAGGCCAUGCUCUAAAUCCGAGGGAUCCUGUUCUCCUUCAGUCUCUUGCAUUGUUAGAAUACAAGCACUCAACGGCAAACCUUGCUCGGGUCUUGUUCAGGAGAGCAUCUGAAUUGGAUCCAAGGCAUCAACCUGUUUGGUUUGCUUGGGGUUGGAUGGAGUGGAAGGAAGGAAACUUGAAUAAAGCUAGAGAGUUAUAUCAAAAGUCCUUAUCAAUUGAUUCAAACAGUGAGAGUGCUGCUAGGUGUCUUCAGGCGUGGGGUGUUCUAGAACAGAGGGCUGGUAAUCUUUCAGCUGCCCGAAGAUUAUUUAGAUCAUCAUUGAAUAUAAACUCUCAGAGUUAUGUGACAUGGAUGACUUGGGCAUCACUGGAGGAAGAUCAAGGAAAUUCUGUUCGUGCUGAAGAGAUUCGUAACCUCUAUUUCCAGCAGCGCACGGAAGUUGUAGAUGAUGCUUCAUGGGUUAUGGGAUUCUUAGAUAUUAUAGACCCGGCCGUUGACCGUCUGAAGAGACUCCUCAAGCUGGACCCGAAUUCUUCCAACAUGAUGCCGGAUUCUUUCAAAAGUAUCGCCGGAAUAAAUAAAAACAAGGUUGAUUUAGCCGGCACAAGUUCUAAUGUCGAUGAUGGUGAAGAAGAUGAAAGUGGUUUUGAUUUGGAUGCUUUCAUUAUGGAAAGGUUGUCCUUAGAUACAUCCAAGCUGGAAGUUCAGUUAGAACCAUCAACUGUGAAGACAAGUAAAUCUCCAAGGAGUAUAUGGAGAUCAAACAAUAGAAUUGUCAAAGUGUAAGUGCACAGCAUAGGGCUCAUGUAGUUUAGGAUUUGGCCUUGUGUCCUAUACAAAUUGGUGUCUUCAAAAAAUUUGCUUUGAAUAUAGUAUGGCACAGCAGGAGAUACGUCCUGUCAUAUGUUGAAUGCAUAUAUUACAAGAAUACUUUUGAAGAAAACAAAAAAGAAAUGGAGAAAAAAAUUAUACUCAUGAUUCAUA
Messenger RNA from Arachis stenosperma, 2200 nucleotides. RefSeq names its product protein high chlorophyll fluorescent 107. Gene Ontology annotation, molecular function: mRNA binding; single-stranded RNA binding; protein binding. Gene Ontology annotation, biological process: mRNA processing; regulation of translation. Gene Ontology annotation, cellular component: chloroplast. The transcript is spliced from 8 exons. NCBI's taxonomy places the organism in Eukaryota, Viridiplantae, Streptophyta, Magnoliopsida, Fabales, Fabaceae. Bases 77 to 2002 code for a protein of 641 amino acids. The record is from RefSeq and is a predicted model, not a curated record.